This is a messenger RNA of Varroa destructor (honeybee mite), 796 nucleotides long. RefSeq names its product large ribosomal subunit protein mL62. Gene Ontology annotation, molecular function: translation release factor activity, codon nonspecific; peptidyl-tRNA hydrolase activity. The record is from RefSeq and is a predicted model, not a curated record. Lineage: Eukaryota; Metazoa; Arthropoda; Arachnida; Mesostigmata; Varroidae. Gene Ontology annotation, biological process: mitochondrial translational termination. Gene Ontology annotation, cellular component: mitochondrial large ribosomal subunit.
GGCAGAAGUGCAACUGUUGUGCGCGCAGAGUUACUGAGCCCCAACGAAACAAGACACAAAGGGGCAAACAUGGCCCAUUGUCUAAGGCACGUUUUAGGUGUAUUAUUUAAACGAACUAGUUUAACUGGCGUUCGUGAAGCUUCCUUCAAGUCACCGCUUAAUAUUGAGAACCUAUACGGUGCGGGACCCGAAGCUAUAGCAGAUUCCCCUCAGCCCCCCCAGUCAACAGAAUCUACAUUCAGCGGCUUUAUUCCUAUGAAAGAGCUGAGUGUUACCUACUCGAGAAGUAGCGGUCCAGGAGGUCAACAUGUAAAUACAACAAACUCUAAAGUGCACAUACGGUUCCAUAUCGAUUCGGCGACGUGGAUUCCUAAUAACGCGAAAAAAAGGCUCAAAACCCAAUGUGCCAGCUCCAUUACGAAGGAUGGAUUUUUUGUUAUUAGUUCAGACCGCACUCGAAAGCAGAUCCUUAAUACGGCUGAUUGUGUGGAUCGCAUUCGGACGAUGGUGUUCGAAGCAUGUAAACCUCCGCCAGAGGUCAGCCAGGAGACACGACAAAUGCUCAAGACUGGACCGCGCAGCUGCCAUUCGCCUCCGACAGAAACGGAUCAAAAGCCAAAAUCGCCGAAACAGUCAAGCCGAUCAUGGCUUUUGAACACACUAUGACAUUGCUUAAACUUCAUUACACAAAAUGAUAGUUGUAGUCAUAUUUUAGCUUAAACAGUAUGUGAAAAUGUAUAUUUUACCGUAUUUCACAUAGUAAAAUUACUAAAAGUAAGAUUUUUAUUACGCUCAA